Molecule: messenger RNA, 9347 nt
Organism: Loxodonta africana (African savanna elephant)
Lineage: Eukaryota; Metazoa; Chordata; Mammalia; Proboscidea; Elephantidae
Gene: FNDC3A
Product: fibronectin type III domain containing 3A
Exons: 27
Coding region: 3421-7020 (1199 amino acids)
Biological process (GO): spermatid development
Cellular component (GO): membrane; intracellular membrane-bounded organelle; cytoplasm
Molecular function (GO): protein binding
Source: RefSeq, a predicted model, not a curated record
CAAACCUGUUGCCAUUGAGUCGAUUCCAACUCAUGGCAACCAUGUAAGAGUAGAACUGCCCGCAUAGGGCUUAUCCAAGGAGUGGCUGGUGGAUUUGAACUACCAACAUUUUGGUUAGCAGCGGAGCUCUUAACCAUUGUGCCACCAGGUUUCAGGUCGGUAGUUAAUCAAUAUACCUCAAACUCCAUAGUAUGCUAGCAGUUAUAUUUAUUUAUUUGUCUGUUAUUAAAACUGGCUUUUUUUUUAAAUGUGUGCGGUAGAAUAACCUUUGGAUAUAAUGUAGGGGGACUGUUCUGUAACUGAUCCUUCAGGCUGCUUCCAGGCUAAUACUUAGAAAACAUGAAUUUAUUCAAAUCAUUGCCCUGUUUUAGAAAUUAAAAUUACACCACAAUUCCUGCUGCAUUAAUUAGAAUCUCUUUUGAGAUGAUUUGAGAGUCCAUUCUCUGUUAAUAUUCUGUGAACUAUCUCCUAGAUUGGCUGUUACGAGGAUUAAAAGAAAGAUUCCAUUUAACUUGGCAAGUAAAAUGCUUGCCAUAGGAUAUUUAUAUCUAGGACUUUGUCAGACGUGUCUACUCAGUGUCACCCAGAUAUCCUAUGCUUAUUCCCAUCAUUCAUUUUUCAUCUGCCCUUUUGUUGAAAACUUAAAAUGUCCUAAAUACUAGGAGUAUGAAUGUCUCAAAAGUGAAUGUUCCAGUCCUUUUUCUCUGGGAAUUCACAGACUAAUAUGAAAGAUAGAUACACGUAAACAAAUACAUAUUUUACAGUAAUUAAAAGUAAAUAAAAUACUUCUUCUUCUGCCUCUUUUCACCUGUAUGAAUCCUUCCAGUCUUUUAGCACUAAACUGCUGUAUUUCCAUAAAAUCCUCAGAAUACCAUGCUUGUGUACUUACCAUACUAUAUCGUCUAUACUUCUUUUCUUUCUGUCUCAAUUAUUAGACUUUGAACUCCUUGGGUUUGAACAAUACUGCUAGGGUCAGCAAUUUUUUUUUCUGUAAAGGAGCAGUUAGUAAAUGCUUUAGACUUAGUGCUGUAGGAGCCCAAAAACAGCCAUAGAUAAAUUACAAACAAAUGAUUGUGUUCUAGUAAAACUAUUGACAACAGCAGACAGCAGGCCAAAUUUGGCCCAUUGGCCGUAGUUUGCUGUUCCCUGCAAUGCUAUAUAAACUAUACCCGGGAAAAUAAAAGGCACUUGUGACACUAUAGGACAGGGUAAAACUACCCCUAUAGGGUUUCCAUGGAGCAGCAGGUAAAUUAGAACUGCCAGCCUUUUGACUUGCAGCUGAAACUCAACCACUGUGCCACCAGGGCUCCAUAAACACUGUGUUUGGAAAAUAUAAGGCACUUUGUAAAUAAUAAUAAAUAUGUAUUAAAUACUUUGUUCUGGGUCCUAUUCCAAACACCUUUAUAUAUAUCAGUUUACUUAAUUCUUAAAGCAACCCUCUGAGGUAGAUACUAUUAUCCCCAUUUUAAAAAUGAGGAAACUGAAGCACAGAUAAGUUCAAUAAAAUGCCUAAGAUCAAAAACUAGUUAGCGAAAGUCUUGGGAUUUGAACCCAGGAAUUCUGAUUCUAGAGCCUUGGCUCGUAAUUAAAUCAUACUGGUUUCUGAUAUGUGGGUAAAUUGCAGAAGUGUAACGAUGAUUCAGCAUUAGGAAACAUAUAAGCAUAAUUCACUAUAAAAAACCAAAAAACCAAACCCAUUGCUGUCAAGUUGAUUCCAACUCAUAGCAACCCUAUAGGACAGAGUAGAACUGUCCCAUAGAGUUUCCAAGGAUUGCCUGGUGGAUUUGAACCGCUGACCUUUUGGUUAGCAGCCGUAGCAUAUAACGACCACACCACCAGGGUUUCAAGGGAAAAACUGUAUCUCUUGGGUGCUAAAGAGAUCAUUUUCUAAGAUUCAUUUGUCAUUCCUGAUAACUUUUAGUGAACAAAUAACCUUGUAAAAAGUCUCUACCGGAAACCUUUGUCAAAUAUCAUAGUGAAAUAUUAGAUGAACUUCUGUUAACAGAUAGGAACAUAACGUAGAUCUAAAAGUCUUAGCCAGUGCAUUAAGAAACAAGAAAAAAAAAUUAAGCUCUAAAUAAUGGUGGAAAAAGAGCUCUGGUGGCACAGUGGUUAAGUGUUCAACUGCUGUCCAAAAGGUCCUUAGUUCGAAUCCAUCACCUGCUCCCUAGAAACCCUAUGGGACAGUUCUACUGUGUCCUGUAGGGUUGCUAUGAGUCGGUUUGGUUUUUUAUUAUUAUUAUUUGCAGUUGAUAUGAUCGCUUACUUAGAAAAUAUAAGACAAGUGAAAAAUUAUUUGUGUUAAAAAAGGAUUUUAGUAAGCUGGCUAGCUAUAAAAUAAAAUUAGAAAAUUCCUUAGCUUUUUUACACAUUGGCAUUACCCUAUAUAUAAAGUAUGUUUUUGCACUUACCAUAAAAAUACUCAGAUAAUACACACUGAAAACAGCACUGAUGAUACAGAGGUCAUAAAAUGUCCUUCCCACAAAUUGUGGGAAUCCUAGCUCUCUGUGUUGCCAGGUAGCCGAAUGUCUGAGUAGAAUCUUGAAUUAAAGGCCUUAGUAAACUCCAGAAAUGUAUUAAUUUUAGUCUAUGGAUAUUUUAUUAGCAAAUAAGAACUCAUUUCUCCAGUUGCUAGUAAAUAACCCUUAGUCUUACACAGAAAUAAAUGUCUAAGAAAUUGCAUGUCAUUUGCCCAAAAUAUCUCUAAAAAGAACUUCCAUUUUUCUUUUAGUACAGGGCAUAUCAAGAGCAUACUGGCUCCCAUUGGUGAACCCUGGACCACACUUUAAAAAGAAAAAAAUCAUACUUUUAAAGCAUAGUUGUUUGGAUCCUACUCCUGAUAAACUUAAUUACCUUUGUUCUGUCUAUUGGGUACAUUAAAAUUUUGGUUUUCUGUCAAAAUUGAGUAACAGGAACUGGAUUUACCCUUUUGCCUGAAACAACAUGCAAAAAAAAAAAAAGCUAGACAAAAUAUGUGAAACAGUGGCACCCAAGACCUGAACGUCAGGCAAUGAAAGAGAGAAAACAAAGCAAGUCCUUUGAUUGGCCCAGUUUACUCCCUGGAGAAAAUUUCUAGGGACAGGCAUGGGGAGGGGGAAUCUAGGGCAGCCUAGGGAUUCCAAGGUGAUCAGUGUUCACAAUGCAGAGUAUCAGAAAGGAGAGAGCUUCACAGAAAAAGGACCCUGAAGAUCUGGAGAGGGUACCCCUUAAAGUAUUCUGGAAAAGGUCCCCUCGAGUAUUCAACAGAAUUUUGAUCCAAGAAGCUCAACAAGCAUAAGAUGAAUAAAGCUGCACCAAGUCACAUUGUAAUCAAAUGGCUUAAAUCAAGCAGUAAAGAGAAAAAAAAUUUAAAAGCAGCCAAAGAAAAACAGAAGAACAAAGAGUUGGAGGGUUAUCCGGUAUAUUAAUGUCUUAUUGAUAAUGGCAGAACAUCCACCACUACUGGAUACAACUCAGAUUUUAAGUAGUGAUAUUUCUCUUCUGUCUGCCCCUAUUGUAAGUGCAGAUGGAACACAACAGGUUAUUCUGGUACAAGUUAACCCAGGGGAAGCAUUUACAAUAAGAAGAGAAGAUGGACAGUUUCAGUGCAUUACAGGUCCUGCUCAGGUUCCAAUGAUGUCCCCAAAUGGUUCUGUGCCUCCUAUUUAUGUGCCUCCUGGAUAUGCCCCACAGGUUAUUGAAGAUAAUGGUGUUCGAAGAGUUGUUGUGGUUCCCCAGGCACCAGAGUUUCAUCCUGGUGGUCACACUGUGUUACACCGUUCUCCACACCCUCCUCUGCCCGGUUUCAUUCCUGUCCCAACCAUGAUGCCCCCUCCACCACGCCAUAUGUACUCACCAGUGACUGGAGCUGGAGACAUGGCAACACAGUAUAUGCCACAGUAUCCAUCUUCACAAGUAUUUGGAGAUGUGGAUACGCACUCUACACAUGGAAGGUCUAACUUUAGAGAUGAAAGAUCUAGUAAAACAUAUGAACGUUUGCAGAAAAAACUAAAGGACCGCCAAGGAACACAGAAGGAUAAAAUCAGCAGUCCACCAUCAUCACCUCAGACAUGCCCUUCUCCCACAAAUGAGCAUAAUGGACUUACAAAAGGGCAGAAUGCUAGUGGCGUAAACACCGGAUCAGCAAAGAGCAAAUCAGGGAGAGGGAAGGGCAGUGUACAAGUUGAUACAGAAAUAGAAGAAAAAGACGAAGAAACUAAAGCAAUUGAAGCACUUCUUUCCAACAUUGUCAAACCAGUGGCCUCAGACAUCCAGGCAAGAGCAGUAGUACUCACCUGGUCACCUCCUUCCAACUUCAUUAACGGUGAAACAGACGAGACUACUACUGGACCAGAGCUCUGUGGUUAUGCAGUUCUGGUUUCGAGUACUGGAAAAGAUGGCAAAUACAAGAGCGUAUAUGUUGGAGAAGAAACAAGUAUCACUGUAAAUGAUCUCAAGCCUGCUACAGAUUACUAUGCAAAAGUCCAGGCAGAAUAUAAUUCUAUGAAAGGAACUCCUUCAGAAGCUGAAAGCUUUACCACCUUGAGCUGUGAACCUGAUACACCUAAUCCACCAAGGAUAGCCAAUCGGACCAAAAAUUCACUCACUUUGCAAUGGAAGGCACCUAGUGACAAUGGUUCUAAAAUUCAGAGCUUUAUUUUGGAAUGGGAUGAGGGAAAAGGAAAUGAAGAAUUUUGUCAGUGUUACACGGGUUUACAGAAGCAAUUUAAGAUUACAAAACUGUCACCAGCAAUGGGUUGUAAAUUUAGACUAUUGGCCAAAAAUGACUAUGGUACAAGUGGUUUUAGUGAAGAAGUCUUAUAUUACACCUCAGGCUGUGCCCCUUCUAUGCCAGCAAGUCCUGUGUUAACUAAGGCUGGAGUUACGUGGUUGUCCUUACAGUGGAGUAAACCCUCAGGAACACCAUCAGAUGAAGGAAUUUCUUACAUUUUAGAGAUGGAGGAAGAAACUUCAGGAUAUGGUUUUAAGCCUAAAUACGAUGGAGAAGAUCUUGCUUACACAGUGAAAAAUCUCAGACGUAGUACGAAGUAUAAAUUUAAGGUUAUUGCCUACAACUCAGAAGGUAAAAGUAAUCCAAGCGAAGUGGUAGAAUUUACUACAUGCCCUGAUAAACCAGGAGUACCUAUAAAGCCUUCAGUUAAAGGAAAGAUACAUUCACACGGUUUUAAAAUAACUUGGGACCCACCAAAAGACAGUGGAGGGGCAGCCAUCAGUAAAUACGUAGUGGAGAUGGCAGAAGGUCCUAAUGGAAACAAAUGGGAUAUGAUAUACAGUGGAGCUACUAGAGAACAUCUUUGUGAUCGACUGAAUCCAGGCUGUUUCUAUCGUUUACGUGUUUACUGCAUCAGUGAUGGAGGACAGAGUGCGGUAUCUGAAUCUUUACUUGUGCAGACUCCAGCUGUGCCUCCUGGCCCAUGCCUCCCUCCCAGAUUACAGGGUAGACCCAAAGCAAAAGAAAUACAGUUACGAUGGGGACCCCCUCAGGUUGAUGGUGGAUCACCCAUUUCCUAUUAUGGUGUGGAAAUGUCUCCUGUAGAAAAAGAUGAACCCAGAGAAGUUUACCAAGGCUCUGAAGUAGAAUGUACAGUGAGCAGCCUUCUUCCCGGAAAGACAUACAGCUUCAGGCUUCGUGCAGCUAACAAAAUGGGGUUUGGACCAUUUUCAGAAAAAUGUGAUAUUACUACAGCCCCUGGUCCCCCAGAUCAGUGCAGGCCCCCUCAAGUGACAUGCAGAUCUGCAGCUUGUGCACAAGUCCAUUGGGAGAUCCCAUUGAGUAACGGAACUGAUGUCACUGAAUAUCGUUUGGAGUGGGGAGGAGUUGAAGGAAGUAUGCAGAUAUGUUACUGUGGACCUGGUCUCAGUUAUGAAUUAAAAGGACUUUCACCAGCUACCACCUAUUACUGCAGGGUCCAGGCUCUGAGUGUUGUUGGUGCAGGCCCUUUCAGUGAAGUCGUAGCCUGUGUGACUCCACCAUCAGUUCCUGCCAUUGUAACUUGUCUUCGAGAAAUAAGUGAUGAUGAUAUAGAAAGUUCCCAUUAUUCACCUUCUACAUGUCUUGCAAUAAGCUGGGAAAAACCUUGUGAUCAUGGUUCAGAAAUCCUUGCCUACAGUAUAGACUUUGGAGAUAAACAGCCUUUGACGGUGGGAAAGGUUACAAGCUAUAUUAUAGACAAUUUGCAGCCAGAUACAACGUACAGAAUACGAAUUCAAGCCUUGAAUAGCCUUGGGGCUGGUCCUUUCAGCCACAUGAUAAAAUUAAAAACCAAGCCCCUCCCUCCUGACCCACCCCGUCUGGAAUGUGUUGCCUUUAGUCACCAGAACCUUAAGCUGAAGUGGGGAGAAGGAACUGCAAAGACAUUGUCAACAGAUUCUAUUCAGUACAACCUUCAGAUGGAGGAUAAAAAUGGAAGGUUUGUAUCCUUGUACAGAGGACCAUGUCAUACAUACAAAGUACAAAGACUCAGUGAGUCAACAUCCUAUAAAUUCUGCAUUCAAGCUUGUAAUGAAGCUGGGGAAGGUCCUCUCUCCCAAGAAUAUGUUUUCACUACUCCAAAAUCUGUCCCAGCUGCCUUGAAAGCACCCAAAAUAGAGAAAAUAAACGACCAUAUUUGUGACAUUACGUGGGAAUGUUUACAGCCAAUGAAAGGUGAUCCAGUUAUUUACAGUCUUCAAGUUAUAGUGGGAAAAGAUUCGGAAUUCAGACAGAUUUACAAAGGUCCCGACUCUUCAUUCCGGUAUUCGAGCCUUCAGCUGAACUGUGAAUACCGUUUCCGUGUGUGUGCCAUUCGCCAGUGCCAAGACCCUGUGGGGCACCAGGACCUCGUAGGUCCCUACAGUACCACAGUGCUUUUCAUCUCUCAGAGGACUGAACUGCCAGCCAGCACCAACAGAGACACUGUGGAAAGCACGAGGCGCCAGCGGGCCCUCAGCGAUGAGCAGUGUGCUGCCGUCAUCCUCGUGCUGUUCGCUUUCUUUUCCAUUUUGAUUGCCUUUAUCAUUCAGUACUUUGUAAUCAAGUGAAAAUACCACCUUAGUUUUUAAUGCUUUAUUAUAUGUUUCUUUGGGUCAUAUACUAAAAUGAUUUCUGUAUUGCUUUUAUAAAAACAGUGGCAUUUAGCACUAGCAUUGAGACUAUAGCACAUCAUUUUUGCCAUUUACAAUGCUUGUAUCAUUAGGUAAAGGCUGGCACUUUAUUAGAAUGCAAGUCACAGAAAUACCAAAUUUAGGGUUUUUUGUUUGGUUGGGUCUUUUUGUUUUCCUUUUUUACCUGCUUCUCAUAGAACAAACUUUCUAAGAGGCAACAAUAUGUAAUUGAUAUUUUGACCAGUCAGCAUGAGUGUAACAGUGGUAAACCCGAUCUGUUUAUUACCAAGUGAAAAAGAAUGGAUAACAUUUACACUGACAUGCUGUACAAAAAUGUUCAAGUCUGAUGCUGUGAAAGCAAUCUAGUGCUGUAUUUUCUACCUCCUCAUUUGUCUUAAUUAUUUGGUAAGUGGGAUUAUGAUGAAUAACUAGAGGGGUUUAGCAAACAAAAAAACUGGAUGAAAGGAUACGGAUAAAAAAAGAAGCUUCUUGUUUGAUAAAUGUGGAGUUCUUCGUUAGAAGUAUAUAUUCAUAAAUUUAUGGAUGAGUCACUUAAAGAAAGCACAGGCAGUCUACUUGGCCUAAAAAUAUUUUAAUGUUUACUAUUAAAGUACCUCUAAGCGUCUUGAAAAUAUGGAAAAGAAGAGAGGACUUUUAUAGAUAGUUCCUUUUUUAAAAGGAAUAAUUAAAGUCAUUUUUGAAUCUCCAACCUAUUAGGCUUCUGUUUGUGGCACUUUGAGCUACACGUAUGUGUAUAAGGGCAUACACAUACACACACGGCAGCGUAUAUAACAGUUACACAUGCCAAGCGUAUGAAAUGUGUGUGUGUGUGUAUGUAACACACACACUCCAUCUGUCUGCUAUGGGCUAAUUCUGAAGAACUCCCAUAAGUUUUGCUGCUUCUCUCAUAACUACUGCCAUCACCAUCAGAAUUCGUAAUCAAACUUAACCUUUUUGUUGGGGUCACCAAAUCUGAAGACAAAAUUAAUUUGCACCAGUAAACUUCAAGCUGCUUUCUUUCUUGAAAAACUAAUGUUUAAUGUAAUGUCUGUUCCAAAUUGUUGAUUGCAUGUGGUUAAUGUUGCAUUAGAGCACUUUGCAAUUGCAUAAUUCAUUAAUGUCUUGUGAGCUUGCAUUUGUGAGUUAUUGGAUGAUCAGAUUGGAUUUUGUCGAGUACGUCUUGCCUAGAUGUCAAUGACUGCCAGUAAUAUACAGUUUGUAAUGAAACUAUCUAAAUUCUUGUUUUAUGACAUCUGUUACCUAUAAAACACUUGUAACUAGCUUUUUUAAUUUAUUUGAAUUUUAGAAUAGUGAAUCACUAAUUUUCAGUUGCUGAGGUUAGCGUUUUAGUGAUUACUAAGCACUUCUGUCAGUCUUGAAAAAAGGAACUUACAUUUAUGCUUUGAAGAUCUCUGAGGAAUUUAUGCUGUAUUAGAAUGGGCAUGUAUCGUAAUUGUUUUACAUCAAAUAGUCCGUGCUGUUGAAAAAACAUGAACCCUUUGUUCAGAAAAGAAACCGAUAAACUUGGCCUUUCCAAGUGGUAAGAAUGAUCUGUCACUAUAAUAUACUGUAUGUUUACAUUUUAUUUAAAUUCAAUCUCUUAUGUAUAGGCUGAUAACCUUCCCCCAAAACAACGGUGAUUGUGAUUGUUUUCUAGAAACUUCUUAGAAGUGCCACACUGGGCAGUACAAAGGAAUUUGAGUGUAAUCGCCCAGAGAUUUCUAUAUAGUUGAAUGUCUAAAAUGGUAAAUGUGCCACUGUGGCAAGUUUACAGUGGCUUAUGUUUUUCAUAGUUAACUCAAAUGAACACCUAUUUUUGAUAGUAAAUGUCAUUUAAUAGUGUAUUUGCCAUUUGAGCCUCACUGCAAAAUUAGUGCAGAGGAGUAAACAAUUUCUAAUGUAAUCUUGGUUUUACCUCAUAUACUAUACAUUCCAAAAAACGCUAAACUUUUUAAAGAUUAUAGAUACACUACCAAACAUAUCACCUUAAAAUUGUAUAAGGUUGAACUUAAUACAAAUGAAAAAAUAUAAUCUCAUAAAAUACAUAAACUGUGUAGCAAAAGUAUCUUUAAAAUCCAUGGAAAAUAAAAAUUGUAUCAUUCUUUUUUGAGAUGUGUUUACUGUAUUCGUAUCUAUUCAUUAUCUGCCGUCUGUUUUAGAAGAUGAAAUGUUAGUGUCUCUUCUUAAAAUAGGGUUAAAACUAUUUUCCCAGCAGUAUUCAGAUCUUCAACAUGAGAGGACCCAUAUUCAUUAUAGAAAUAAAG